GUGAUCGGAAGCAUCGCUCCAUCAUCGAGAAACUAAUCCAAAAAACGGAUCCAAAAGAUCCAGUUCCUCCAAAAGAGCCGGCCGGGUCGGAGCCGCAGCCCUGUGCUGCAGCUGGCUCGAAGCAGGAAGGUGGCGAUCUCGGACAUCAAGCCUCAUCAUCUUCUUCCUCUAAGGGGGUGACGGGUGAUGCUAACAUGUCCAACGAUGAGGAACGAUCAUUGACCCAAUACUUCUCUACUCUGCCAAUGGAUGUCGAUGUAAAGGAACCAGCCAUGCCAACGAAGGACAGAUUUCUCUCCUGCAACCUUGUUGUCCCCGGUAUUGCUUUGAAGAAAAUGGCUAUGUGCUUAGCUUCCGGUGACGAAGACCACAUGUCCAAGAUCGCGGUUCUGGGCAUGGGCGGAAUCAAACAGCACCGGGUUGAAAGGAAUAUGUUGAAGGGAAUGGUGAUUGGUGAUUUCUUCAACGACAAACAUGCUUUCUGGAAAUCUGCCGUGAAGCAUUUGCAUCACCGGAAAAUAGGGGGAGUCAUGGUCUUCAGCAACUUUCCUGAAAACAUUGAGGUUUUGGAGGAAAUCCCACUGCAGAUCGCUCCGACUGCUGAUGUUUGGGCAUUUGUGCUGCCAUCAGAUGGGGUGCUGGGUAGUUCAGAGAAUGACUACGAACAUGUGCAGAUCCAAAGAUAUGACGUGAACCAGACUUUGGUGGAGGAAGGAAAGGCUGAAAUUUUUUCCUCGGGGAAAUUGGGUGCACUCGAAGGAGGUCUUCGUAAUCUGGACGAUGUUAGACAAUCACUUUCGAAGGAAGCCAUCUGUGAGAUUCAAAAUGAACUAGCUGAACAUCAAAUUGCAGCGGCGAGGUCCUCUUCUACGGCGGCUCAGGAAAAGGUCGCGGAGCGACAGGCCAAGAGGACGAGGAGAUUGGAGGAGUUGAGUGAGAGGACGCAGUUUCUGGAAGAAAGAGUGCAGAAGUCUAGUGCACUAAAUGAGCAUUGGCAGAAGAUUUGGAACGAUAUCACGGAGAAGGAUGCAUGCAAACCAGCAGGACAAACUUGGAGCCAGUUUUUUGCCAUGUUAGCUGGGUGCGAAUUGGAUUCUACACCCGUCCAUUUCAACGUGGAUGAGACACAGAUGCCCAAGGGAAAGAUGCUGUUGGCCUUGGGGAAACAUGUCACUUGCAUGACGGAGGCUUUCAACGGAGAAUCGAAACUUCUUAGCAACACGAAGGUGAAGGAGCAGCGCUGCCAAGCAGCUGAGGAUACCCUCAAGAAAAAGGCAGAGAAAAGGAAGAGGAGACGACAGGCUUGGCAUGCAAAGUUCCAGCUCAAGUCAAACAAAAAGGCCAAGGACAUUGAGAAUGGGAGGAAACGCAAACGACCUACCAAGGAUGACGGUGUUUGGGAAGCGCCUCUCAGGACGCAACGCCGUACCAUCAGCAUCAAGGACAAACUCAUGGUUCUUGAAUUCAGAAAAAAACUUCUUGCUGAAAAGCAAGCCGCCAAUCAGGUUGCUUGUGAGCCAGACAAUGUAGGCCAAGCUGCUGCAGAGAGAAGAAAAGCAAAAAAAGCAAGAAAGGAAGCCAAAAAGGUCUUGAAGAAAAGGGUCGAAGUUGAGUGUAAGAAGGAGUUCCCCCAAAUCGUGGGCACCUGCAGAGUCCACAGAUGGGCAAAAGCCGCUGCCAGGGAACACUGGGCAGACCUUCCAGAAGCCUUCACUUCCCGAGCAUCAGCGACAACUAACGUGUGGCGAUCUAAGGUCGGCUGCGAUCUGAAGGGGAGGAAGGAGGGGGGAAACGUCCCGCUGUCUCUACAGAGGGAAUUGGAUGUCCUUAUCAUGGAAAUGACCAGCGGCCAAUCUGACAUCUCAGAGAGAAAGGAAGUGGUUUCCACAGAGCAGGUAAUGACCAUUCAGGGUUUGGUGCGAGACUGGAACAAGAAUGUGGCUAACAUGGCCGAUAAAGUGAAGGAAGCCAAUCAAAAGCUCUUGGAUGACAUGAAUGCGGGGUCUUUGUCGGCUGAGAGUGUGAUCGCAGCUUGGAUGCCUGUUCCAGCAGAAACCCCCCUGCCAAACUCAAGAUGGGCCAGAUGGUUCCUCAGAGAAUGGGGAUGGGCUUUUUUGAGCCGAUCAUCGGAUACCCAGUCGUGGCUUCCGUGGGGUCAUCCUGACAUGAUCGCUUCCCGCGAACGGCUGCGGAAACUGAUCGACGACGGAACAAUCCAUCCUGCACUGACUCUCAACUUCGAUCAGGUUUGGCGGUCAUGCUACCAAUUUGGAGGCACCCUUUUGAUGAAAGACAGAUCGAAGACAGGCUUGAGAUGCCGGAAGAGAAAAGUUCACAAGAGGGCCGACAAGAAGCUGCAUGCAGUAAAGGGAGGGCGCCGAGGAAUAACCGUGAUGACCUCAAUUUGGAGCGACGGGACCCGAGGACCCCUUGCAUUUUGCAUUCCGGAAUCAAGGAUGUCGCAGGAAAGCAUGGUGGCCUUCAACGACCGGCAUGUGGGUCGAGCCCUGGUUGUGAGCAGCGGUUCGUCAACACAUUUCACCACGGCAGAUGUUGUGCUGCAUAUUUUUGAACAGUUGUACUCCCCGGCUCUUUCCCUUCAGUACAACUUGCACGAUCACUCAGCUCCGGAAGCUCGCGGGCAUUUCCUGAUGGAUGCAUGGUCAGGUUUCUUCUCCAAAAACCACGGGGAAGAUAUCCGUCGGGAUCGUUUUUACGAGACACACAACUUGGAGAAACCCUUCAAGCCGCCGGGUGGGUGGAGCAGUCACGGCCAGCCGUGCGACCAAGUACAUGCGCAACUGCGCAACAAGUUGCGAGCGUUGGAUGUUAGCUCUUUGGGGUUCUGUGGGGACCUGAGGAACCGACCCCGAUUCGAGGAGUUGUCCUUAAGGGCAUCAGGGCAAGUGGCCUAUGAAGUCAAAAGCCAUGAGCAAAUCUUAGAAUUGACCCUGGAAGCAUGGGGCAGCAUGGAGCAAAGCACUUUCUCGGCGGCAUGGCUCAGCUGCGGGUAUGUGGAUGUGGCACAAAUGAAUCUCCAUGGUCCAGGCGAUCCCCGGAGAAUCGUGGAAGAGGCAAGAGCCUCUUUGAGUGAUAUGUUCAGUUGCCUCGGAAAAAACUGGACACCACAGCGUUGCAUGUCCUAUGAAUGGCAAAUUCAGGAUGCCAAUUCUGGGUGGCAAGCUUUGCCAUACGAAAUUGCAUCAGCCUAUGUCAGAACUCUUGCGCUGCACUUGCAUCAGCUUCAGGUGGCGAAGGAGUCCUAUGCCCAACUGGUUCAAUCUGACCCAAGCGAGGAAAACCCAGCCACCAGGAAAGCAAAAUCUACGAUUUCGGAGCUGAAGGGCACUCAGCGUUUCAUUGUCAUGAACGCCAGGACUGGACACCUGGCCACCCAGGGGGUUGCGGCUAACCUGUCCCUGAAGCUGAGUCAAGCUUCUACAAAGAGACAGGUUCGGUGCUGGGAUCUUAGAAAUGGGGGGGAACGCAGCAAGCUUUCAACCCUCCUGGUUGGGUAUGAGCACAUGAUGGGUGCCAACUUGGAAGAAGAUGAGGAAGUACAAGUUGAAGGGUAUUCAGACUCAGAUGGAGAAUCGUCUGCAACAGAAAUUGGGGACCAACAUGGCCUGGAAGGACCCAAGUCAUGUACGCUCACGUUGCGGGACAUGUUAGUGUAG
Messenger RNA from Cladocopium goreaui, 3677 nucleotides. The record is from the annotation of a GenBank genome assembly. Lineage: Eukaryota; Dinophyceae; Suessiales; Symbiodiniaceae.